This is a messenger RNA of Blastocystis hominis, 627 nucleotides long. RefSeq lists its product as hypothetical. Gene Ontology annotation, biological process: DNA-templated transcription. The transcript has 4 exons. The record is from RefSeq and is a predicted model, not a curated record. NCBI's taxonomy places the organism in Eukaryota, Bigyra, Opalinata, Blastocystidae. Bases 1 to 609 code for a protein of 202 amino acids. Gene Ontology annotation, molecular function: DNA binding.
AUGGAAGUAAAGUAUACUGUUGUGGACACAGAGUCGCGGCCAGUAAUAUUUGGUUUCGAGAACUCGAUUCCAUGCAAGGAGGAACUCGUUGGUGCGUCCUACGGUAUAUUCGAGUCUACGGAAGAUAAAGACCAGCUCGCCUUGAAAAUAAAAGGAGAUCGUCUAACCUUGAUUGGAAAGGGUCCUAAGAACUCAAAGACUGAAAAACUUUACAUUGGAGUUUUCAACCCCAAAAAAGAAGAAGUGAAAAUGGUGCAGACUACGAGUUUGCUUCCCGUCAUUCAGCAUGUCGAUGGAUUUGAGCCCACUGAAAUCGAGUCUGAGAACAUGUCUGGCCUUUCUUCUCGGGAUCAGUACUUUAUACGCCGUAAGCAGCUUGUGGGUACUUUCGGAAACAAGAAGAGUAAGCAAAUUCUAAAGCAAUCAGAAAGUGCCGUGAUUGAAGCCGGUACCGUGAUUGGAGGAAAGACAAUGGAAACCAUUUUGAAGAUGAAGGCAGAAAACGUGGAUAUGAAGAACGUUAUCAUGAAGAAGCCGAAGAAGAGUUCUGCUGCUGCUAAGAAUGCACAGGAAAAGAAGGAAACAAAUGCGAAGAAGAGUAAAGAGUAGUGAUUUAGAAUGUUACAG